Ectocarpus siliculosus is the source of this 2948-nucleotide messenger RNA. NCBI's taxonomy places the organism in Eukaryota, Phaeophyceae, Ectocarpales, Ectocarpaceae. The record is from the annotation of a GenBank genome assembly.
GAGACCGAGAGAAAGAGAGCGAGCGGGUGAGGUGGCUUUGCGCCUCGACCACAUUCCUCUUGGACUGCCUUGCCCGCCAGUCGCAAUCAACGAAUAGAUACUCAAGCCACGUGUAAGACUUUCUACGCAGAUCGUGUACGUGUUGCAGAGGUAUAGACCUUUUUGCAUGUAACCAGAGGUCGCCAGGCAGGAUACAGCAGAGACGGGGCUGGCUUGCUUGGAUUGAGCUUACAACCGGCUUCGAGAGCGUCAACUGUCGACAGCAGCGGCCGACGAUGGUUGCCCAAGCGUCGUGCCCCGGCAGAGCAGGGCCAACGCCCGCAACGAGCAACAGCUUCAGGCGGAGGAGACGCGUGCAGUCAUCAUCAUCGCAGCGACCUUGGAGCUCGCUGGCUUUCAUGGGACUGCUGCCCUACCUAGCGUGGCUUGGGAGCAGCGGGGGGGGGGGCGUGGCGAGGGCUUCGUGGAUAGACCCCGACACCCUUCCAGAGCACCGCACGAAAGACUUCGAAGGAGACGAUAGGCAAUUCGACCUGGUGUUUAGCGAUGAGUUCGACAGAGACGGAAGGACUUUCAACGACGGGCGCGAUCCUAGAUGGAUGGCCAUGAACAAAAACGACUACACCAACGCCGCGCUCCAGUUCUACAGCCACGAUAUGUGCGAAACCCGGGACGGAGCGUUGGUGAUCACGACCAACAAUACCGAUGUGGAGUUCCAGUACUACGACACCCCCCACAAGAAAUACAAGAGCAUGGCCAAGACCUACGUCAGCGGAAUGAUGCAGUCGUGGGACAAGUUUUGCUUCACGGGGGGGAUCGUGGAGAUCAGGGCCAUCUUGCCCGGGCGGCCGGACGUCGGGGGCUUGUGGCCGGCGAUGUGGCUAAUGGGCAACCUGGCGAGGGCCACGUAUACAGCGUCCUCCGACUUCACGUGGCCGUGGAGCUACAACAAGUGCAACCGGACCACCGAUGAACAGGCCGACUGGCAGAGGCAGCAGGAGAUAUCGGCCUGCGACGCCUCGGUUCACUAUGGGUUCCACCCCAACACCGGACGCGGGGCCCCCGAGAUUGACCUCCUCGAGACGAUGGCAGGGACUAAACCAGGAGUGGCACCGGGAACGUCGAUCGAGGAGCGACCAACAGAAGGAAGGGUGCCCCGCCCCGGGACUUGGUACGAGGAGGACAUCCACUACGGCAAGAACUCCACCCUCAACAAAUGGUUCUACGGUGUGCUUCUCGAGCACGACUUGCCUGGGAAAAGCUACUAUGCUGAUGCAGUCUCGAGCAACCACGUCCUGUCAGAAACUCACUUCGAAGACUUGCACACGUACCGGUUGGACUGGCAACCGGGUGGAGGCGAUGACAGCUCUAAGGGGUACCUCCGGUGGUACGUGGAUGACGAGCUCCUUUACGGCAUCAGCGAUGACACUUUGGAGAGCUUCCACGGGUCGCAGAUCCCGCUGGAGCCCAUGUACCUUCUCCUCAACACGGCAGUGUCGACUACCUGGGGCUUCCCCGACUGCCACACCGGAUGCGCUUGCGACUGCUUCGAUGCCCGAGACCCGGCCUGCGCGUGCGCUGUCGCGCCAGGGUUCGACGGCGUCUUUCCGGCGGAGUUCGUGGUCGACAGCGUAAGGGUUUACCAGGCACUCAACGACACCACGCACACUCUCGGCUGCGACACGGAGCAAUACCCCACGAAAGACUUCAUUAAGGCUAACCACGACCUGUAUAAGAGCCCCGACGACGACCACGUGAUGCUCUCCGUGCAGAGCGGCGGCGGGAGUUGCAGGACAAGCGACGACUGCAAUGACAACGAGUGCUACGAGGGGAAAAGGUGCAGGUGCUCCGACAUGUGGACGGGUCCGCGGUGCCUAGCAGCGACGGCGAGCUACGACUAUGUCUACGAUGCCCACGCCCACGACAGGUGGCCCAUGCAGCCCCCGCUGGUGCCAACUACCUUGAAACGGUUGUUGGCGGUGCUAGGCGCCACGUUCGCGGUGACGCUGUUAAUGCGAUACAACCACCGGCAGAAACGAAGACUGUACGUAAGCUUGGACAACGCUGGUCUCACUAUUCCUGCCCCAAGCCUAACCUCUCAAUGAAUCCCCCGAGAGGGACGGUUAGUGUCAGGAGAGGUAAGGGGCGACGUCACGCGUCCCUACCAGGUAGUAGUUUUUGUGAGUCUGUUCUGUUGUUGUCGUUAGCGUGGACGUGUUGGCAGUUUCGACCCCUUUUCAUUUGGAAGUGGUCCAGCGCCUGUCUAAUGUUUGUGUGCAGGUUAUGAAGUGUGUUCCUCGAGAGCGUAAAGGGGGCGAUAAACAGUCGUGUCGUUGUAGGUUUGAGUACAAGUAGAGUUGGUGGUGAAAGCAGGGCAGGAGAGAUGCGGCAAGACAGCAGCAGAACGUGUAGUUCUUUUUGUCGAUGCGGCAUCACGGCAGCAGGGAAUGGACCGUUCUCGUUGUCGGAAGGGGGGGAUCUGCCCACAUGUAUGCAUGGGUUGUUCCUCACGUCGUGCAAUUGGGUGAAGUCUCACUAUUGCACAAAUCGCCGUGUGACUUUCCUCAGCAAUGCGCGUCAUGGCAAACCCUUAUUAGAAUACAUGGUGUGGCGUCGAAGGUUGUGCAUGCCGUACCCUAUACGAGGCAACCGCCUUUCGCCUGUGACAGCUGCUUGUUCGACAGUUUUGUUUGUAUGCCUUUGAACGUGGACACUCUUUGUUGUUGUCGAAGUGUCGCGCGGGUUUGUUGCUGAUACUUACUUGAGGCGGUAGCUGUAUUGCGAUUGAUUUGUCCCGUAGCUCGGCGACAUGUAGGAUAGAUUAGGCAUUUGGUGUUUUUUGUAGUGAGGCGUUCUGAGUCCCAGGGAGGCGGGUCGCCGUUGAGUCCCGCGACAUGUUUACGUCAGUCGUUGUUGUUGUCUUAUCUCAGUAAUAAUAGUCUUCAUUU